Molecule: messenger RNA, 2513 nt
Organism: Diprion similis
Lineage: Eukaryota; Metazoa; Arthropoda; Insecta; Hymenoptera; Diprionidae
Product: endoribonuclease CG2145-like
Exons: 6
Coding region: 124-2052 (642 amino acids)
Molecular function (GO): RNA endonuclease activity
Source: RefSeq, a predicted model, not a curated record
GUCAGUUCAAGUCAGUUGCCUUUGUCAGUUGCCCGAGGUAACUGCGGCACACAGUUGUCUGUGUGAUUGAAAAGGAACGGUUGCCGAUACGUCAAGUGUGAAGUCGUGUAAACCAUUGAAAUUAUGAGAAUAGCAAUGAAGAGUAGUAAUAAGUUGUUCCUCGUCAUCAUCAUCGGUAUCAUUAUCUACGGUGACGUGGCAUGUGGAAAGAAGUCACGAGGUCGCUCAUCUCGACCUGUGUCUCGGACAACAUCAAGACCACGAACAACAUCAAGACCACACACAACACCAAGACCACACACAACAACCACCCAUCGUAAUGAUCAUGAGGUAGAUCCAAACAAAAUUGGCUGGGCAAUUCCAGAAGCAAAUUCUCGCAAUACACAAAAUAGUGGUAAUCACUAUCCAAAACCAUCAGCCCCACUACCAGAUCAAAACUUUGCUACAAAGUCGAACGCACCAUCCUUACAGUCAGGUUCUCCUGGGCAAACUCAACAAAAUGCACAUAUCGGGCAGAACCAACCAGUCAGCCAAGGUUAUAAUCCACCGGUUGGACAACAGUACAAUCACCCAUUCAACACGCCUGGUGGAUCAAUGUACCAGCAGCCUGGUAGCCAGUCGUACAAUCCAUCAGUCGGUCAAACUUAUCAUCAACCUGCUGGUCAGCAUUACAAUCCUCCAAUCGGUCAGAGUUAUCAACAACCCAUCGGACAACCGUAUAACCCGUCAGUCGGUCAACCCUAUCAUCAACCUGUUGGUCAGCCAUACAACCCACCAGUUGGACAAACUGUGAUUUUAGCACCAGCUCAAGCAUCAUCGUCAAAUCGCGGAUUAGGACAAAUCGCUAAAGAGGCUGUAGUGUUUGCUGGGGUGAGCGCAGGUGUAAAUGCUGCAGUAAACAGAUUACUUCCAGGCGGCUCUCGUGGAGGAGGAACCAAUACUCAGAUAACAUACAAUAAUUAUUAUAAUAAUCAAACGGAUAGUCAAGGACACGUUGUGCCACCACCUACCACAGGAGAAUCUAGUAGUACGGCUAAGCCAGCAGAAGGCUCAACCUCUGCCCCCGGAACCGCUAUGGCGCCGCAAGUUGCAGGAAACUCGGAAAGCAAGAGCGUUCAAACCAAUCCUAGUCCUGAUGCACCGAUGAGCGUUCUACCAUCAAAUACGGGUGCCUCGGUGACUGAUGUAGGAUCGGGUGCCGCCAUAGUUCAAGCUUCAGGAAAUCCCAUGGCUCCACCAAUGCAAACAAAUUUAGUCUCUGACGAGGAGCUCAUGCGUUUAUCAGAAGAACUUUUUGAAGCUGACGCCAAUAACGCAUUCAAAUAUAUUACUUUGAACUUGCAAGGUCAGAAGAUUGAUGACAGUAUAACAGACAGCGCAAUGGAACCUUUGCUGACUGUCCAGCCUGAGGGAUUAAAAAUUCCGACGAUUGCUUUGCUGCGUUCUGUUUACGACAAAUACGAAUUGGAUUCAGGAGUAGCCGAAAAAAUAACCCCAGAAAGACGUGAUGGGGAAAUAAAUAUGAUAAAUGAGUUCCUGAAAACACGAGUAAUGAUGGAGGCCAUGAAAUUUAUCGCAAAGAAAGGUUUGAUACCCAAUGAUGAGUACGAAUUUAAAGAUGCCUUGAAACGGAUUUGGUUUUCUCAAUAUGCCCGUGAAAAUGACAUAAUAUCAACUAGCGGUUUUGAAAACGUAUUCUUGGCCGAAAAAGUUUACACGGAUAUCACUGGGUUACACAAUUGGAUUUACUUCAACGAGCAGGAGUCUGCUGGUAAAGCAAAUUAUUUGGGAUACAUUCGAGAAGCUAAGCUUGGGAACAAUGCUGUCAUCGUCAAAUUACGGGCAACUCUGAACGAUAUCGUAAGACCGGUCACAACGAUUUUCGUUGGUACUUCACCUGAACUAGAAAUGGCUCUGUAUACGGUUUGCUUCUUUAUUCGCCCAAAUGGUGCAUGUCCAGUAUCACUGGGAACUACCCCGUUUACAAUAUUCACGAACAAAAUAACUUACUUCGGUAAAGAAAUUCUCUUUUCGGCUUAUCCAGAAAUAUAAAUUUUGUAACAGCUACUUGGAAAGCUCGGAUUUCGAAACCUGUGUAGCGUGAAGUGCCGCAAUGCCAAAUAGUGCGGAAGAGGAACGUUGGUGCAUAUGCACAACUGAAAUGCUCUACUUUCCACGCUAAGACUUUCUUUGGCGCAUGCGUACUUUCCAAUCACUCAAUUUUACGCAAUGCGUCAUUCAGUGUAAGAUACUUAACCUCAAUUUUACGUAUUGUCAGUCGCUCCUUCAAUGCUUUUCGAAUCGAACUUUCCACGUGAGUUCUGCAAAAAUAUCAUGUGCGACACGUGCGGAUGUGUGACAUCUGACUGGUGUGAUCACAGCUGUCGCCUUGGGUUCAUGUCGAAAGCCACAUUCGUUUAGAUAUUACCCAUUUUCCGCCAAUGUCACACAAUAUACUAUUUUAUAACUGUUUUUUAAAUUUAUUAAUUUCCAAGGGUGUAUUCCGCUAUGUA